AUGGAGUUAUUCACCAAAGGAAACGCCGUCAAGUUACGGAGCCACCUAGACAAGUUUUUAGUCGCCGACGACGACCAAGAAACCAUCCGUCAAAGCCGCAAAGGAGAUUCACGGCGAGCCGUUUGGACGGUGGAGACCGUCGUCGAUAAACCGAAUCUGCUAAGAUUAAGAAGCUGUCACGGCACGUACUUAACGGCGAGCAAUAAACCGUUGCUGUUAGGCAUGACCGGUGAGAAGGUGACUCAAACGCCGUCGUCUAACAAACCGAUGGAUUGGCAAACACAGUGGGAACCGGAGCGAGAUGGGUUUUCCGUGAAGCUAAAAUCCUGGUGCGGCAAAUGGAUGAGGGCUAACGGCGGAACGCCACCGUGGAGAAACUCCGUUACUCACGACGAGCCUCAUACGGCGAAGACCAAGAACUGGUUGAUUUGGGAUGUUAUCACUGUUGAUGGUUCUGAUCUCGAAAACAUGUCUGAUGGAGAUGAGAGCUCUGUUUCUUCUCCGGUUUCUUCACAUCUCUCCGGGUCGGGUAUCGGAUCAGAACCCGGUUCGCCAGCAUCUGCCGUGUCUAGGAAGAGUGUUGGUCGGUUCUCUUCUCUUGGUUUAAGUUCUAUGUCUCCGAGAUGGUCCCCAAAACCGAAGGCGAGUAGCUUCAACCAAAGGGAAACAGUAUCAGCAAUGGAGUUUUUCCAGAAAGCGAAAGCGAUUCGUUUGCGUAACAGCCACAACAAGUAUCUUACGGCGGACGACGACGAAGAAACAGUGACACAAGACAGAAACGGAUCUACCAAAAACGCUCGAUGGACCGUCGAACCGGUUCGCGAUUCCUUUCACGUCAUCCGUCUUAAAAGCUGUUACGGCAAAUACCUAACCGCUUCGAACGAGCGGUUCUUGCUCGGAGCCACGGGGAAGAAAGCGAUUCAGCUAAAACCGAGCCGGCUCGAUUCGUCUGUUGAGUGGGAGCCGGUGAGAGAAGGAUCUAAAAUCAAGCUCAGGACGAGGAGCGGUAACUAUCUCCGAGCCAACGGUGGACUUCCUCCUUGGAGAAACUCCGUUACGCACGACAAUCCUCAUUUGUCGGCGACUCAGGAUUCUAUCUCGUGGGAUGUUGAUGUCGUCGAGAUCUUGACCGAUUCACAAUUUACGGCGGAGAAGGAGACUCCAUCGCCAAAGACGCCGCUGGCUCCGCCGCCCCAUAGGAGGCCGUCGUAUUCUCCGCUGUCGGAUUCGAGGACUCCGUCUUCUCUUUCGGACAGAUCCGAUCCAGAUUCGGUUGAGUCACCGCCGAAAUCGGAUGGGCGAACCAUAUACUACCAUAUCGCUGACGAUGAAGGACACGUGGAGGAUGAAACAACCGUUGGAUAUGCUUUCACGUUUAAAGGAAACAGCGUGGCGGAGCUGACUCAGACGCUGCGAGAAGAAACGUGCUUGGAGGAUGCUGUGGUGUGCACACGGAGUCCCUUAAACGGCAAGCUGUUUCCUCUUCGUUUGCAACUUCCCCCAAACAACGGCACAUUGCAUGUCAUUCUACUCCCUUCAAGCGUCACCCUCUAG
This is a messenger RNA of Thlaspi arvense, 1554 nucleotides long. The record is from the annotation of a GenBank genome assembly. Lineage: Eukaryota; Viridiplantae; Streptophyta; Magnoliopsida; Brassicales; Brassicaceae.